This is a messenger RNA of Naegleria lovaniensis, 366 nucleotides long. RefSeq lists its product as uncharacterized. Bases 1 to 366 code for a protein of 121 amino acids. The transcript has a single exon. The record is from RefSeq and is a predicted model, not a curated record. NCBI's taxonomy places the organism in Eukaryota, Heterolobosea, Eutetramitea, Acrasida, Naegleriidae.
AUGUCAACAAGUUCAAAGAUGACCACAAGCCUCGUUUUUCUCUUCGCACUCUUGCUGUGUCUUGCUUCCAAUGCCUUCUGUGUCACUUACAAGGACAUUAUCCAACAAGCAACUGGAUACAAAAUAGCUCCUAGAACGUUUGACGGCACAUUGAAAACUCCUGGAACACCUGGAGUUUCAAAUUGGCACAUUGCUCAAUGGAAAAACGCGUAUGAACUCGGUGCUUUCAAUAAUCAAUAUUCUGUUUCCAAUCCUAGCUCUAGAGUGGUUUAUACUCCAUCCAAUAAUACUCUUGAGCUUGCUUUAAAUGGAAAUCUGUUGGGUUGUGGUGUUGCAAUACAAGGACACCACAAUACUUUGCAAUAA